ACUAACUUAUCCGAAUUUUCGUUUUGUAGGGGUUGUGAAACAAAUAUCGGACAUUGCAUUGAAAAUUUUUCCACUUUUAAAAUUUGAAAGAGCUUGUGAACAGUUGCUGAACAUAAUAUUUCCUCACCUAGAGAAGAACCCUCUAUUUAAAUGUGAAAAACAUAAACGUUUAGUAUGUAAAUUUGUUGUAACAACAACUGUAAAACCUGUUUUGGACAACAUAUGUCUUGAAACCACAGAUUGAUUAGUCAGUGGUCAAGACAAAACUGUUGCAGCACAAACCAGUCAGCAAAAAGGUUCUAAAGUUGUAAUUUUCUUUUUGUUAUUAUUUAGUGCAUAGGUAUUCAGGUAUAUCUACUUACAUUAAUAUGAUUAGAAUUUUCCAUUGCUAUUUUUAUUUAUUCCAUUUGAUAUAAUAAAAUUAGUUCUGUUAUAAACAUUCCUGAUCUGAAUUUAUUUGACGUUAUUAAAUUACAAAUUGUCAAAAUUUAAUGACAACUCGAUCGGGGUUGUAUUUUUUUAACAUUUCCAUUGUCAGAUGGCACCACUUUAGAGAACUUUUCAAUUGUUUGGAUAGCCAAUUUGUAAAUGCCGAUUGGAACGGCCAUAUCUCUUUAGAGAUUAAUGGAGUCGGCCAUGGUUAAAUCACGGUUAAAUCCAUAGGUUAAAUCACGAGUUAAAUCUUUCUAUGGUUAAAUUUGUUGACAGGCGACAGAUAUUAUAGUGGUAAUUCGUUUCGAAUCAAAUUUUCGCGUACAAAACUUUUGGUAAGAAAAGGGGUAGAAAUGGAAAGAAACGAAAACCACUCAGAGGGAGAUGCGCGGAGGGUUGAUUUAGAGAAGGGUGGUAAUCAGCUAAGUCGACAUGGAUGGCAGCAACAACAGGAGCAGCGGGUGGCAAGUGGCGGAGUGGCCAGCUAGCCAACUCCAACAAACGAGUUCCCGAAGUCCGCGACGAGACGUGGCAGAGCACGGCGAACAGCCGAACUGGAAGCAGAUCGCCUUAUCGCUAGAACAACUGCUAGCCGCAACAACCCGCCCUUAUUUUUCAGGGAGCUCGCCAAAGAGAGCGUUAGAAUUUCUGAACGAAUUCGAAGAGUUCUUCAAGGAGAGCUACAUCCGGUCCCCGGAUAAGCUGAAGGAGGUCCUGUGGUGCCUCAAGAGAAGUGCGAAAGAAUGGGCCACGGCCAAUAGGUGGAAGUGGCAGAAUUUCGACGAUUUCCGUAGCGAUUUCGUCGAGUUCUUCUGGCCGCUACAUCGCCGAUGGGCCGAGGCAGAGAAAAUUCAGAACACGCCAUACGACCGAACCAUGAUGGGUGGAUGGUAGAUUUCUUCAUCAGGGGCUACGGUGCUCUGCACUCCCUGUUGCUUUCACUCUCCGAGAAGGAAAUCCUGUCUAGCAUGAUGAAGCUGUUCGGGGAGCUGAUCUGGGAAGUGUGGUGCAAGUUGCUACCACGGGAGAAAACGUUUUUCCGUGCUCAAGAGUUUCUGCUGAGUUUUGGGCCGACUUCCCUUCCACGACGAAGAAGUCGUGAUGCUUCCCCUCCACGACGAAGACGUCGUGAUGAUUCCCCGCCACGACGAAGGCGUCGUGAAGUCUCCCCUCCACGACAAAGGCGUCGUGAUGCUUCGCCCACACAGCACAGGCGUCGAGACGCUUCCCCACGACGAGCCGCAACCCCCACGGUAUCGUCGAUGGCGCCUUUCGACCCGUUUUCCCUGCCGCCACCCAACGUUCUGGGAAACGCCAGGAGGAUGUGUUAACCGGGCAGAGAUGUCUUCCCUCCACGGCGAGGCCCCAACAUUUCCCAUUGUUUAAUUUCGUGCCGAACUUCAAGGGAAAAGUCAUCUUCGAGAGUAUGUGAACUUCGCGUUCCGACUUUCUAAAAUGGCGACGCUCCCGGAUGACGCCGUGGCCGUUAAUUUACGUACUACUCUUUCAACACAUUUUCAAUCCGUUGUAGUAGGGCUUUUCAGGGAAUUACCUUAGUUAGGGCAAUUUCAUUUAGCAAAUGUUAUGCGAAAAGUUUUUGGAUGGCAAUUUUCGAGUUAUUAUUUGCGUUGCAUAAUUUUCACCACGUGUGAGUAAAGUAAAUUCAAACGUAAUAACAAAAUAACUCCGAGAACGGCAUUAGUAAAAUUAAUAAUAUCGCGGUUGGGGUAAGCUGGGGUCAGUUCAUGAUAUAAAUCUCAUCUAAGUUUCUUGUUGUUUAAAAUCAUUGAUAAAACAUGAAUAAUUUCAUCUUAUUUCAUUUUCUUUGUUGAUGGAGGGUGGCCUGAUUAAAUUCUGUUUGUUGCUUUGUCUGGAAUCCAAAUACAGUAGAGCUCUGUUAUAACGUCCUUCACAUAAAACGAACUCCUGCUUUUAACGAACGGAUUUUUUGGUCCCGUCUAAAGACCCAUAUAAACAAUGCAUUUUUUAAUCGCAUACAACGAACAUCGGUUUUAACGAACACCUGUUUAUAACGUACGAAAAUCAAUAACUAUACUGCUUAUAACGAACUGUUGAACAUAAGAUCGGCUUUAAACUUCUUAGAAACAAUUCCAGACGGAACACAACAACAUCCGGAAUGCAGCAGUCAGUUGUGUUUUAACUUCGUUAAGACAAUGGGGCUUAAUAACAGAAAAAGACUUUCGUUAACUUUGUCUACAAAAAUAGAUAUAAUCGAAAAACCAGAAAGAGGUACCUUUAAUGUUGACCUCUGCAAAGAAUUUCACCUAUCCAAAUCCUCUGUGUGAACAACAUGGGGACAACGAGAAAAGAUCCGAUCUGCAAACUCUAGUAAGAAUUUGAAAAAAACUUAAGCGGCUUUGUGAUCCGGUGAGGAAAGACAUAGAUGGUGCUCUUCUAAAAUAGUUUAGCCAGCAAAGAGCUUAUAAUGUUCCAGUAAGUGGAGAAGUUCUUCGGCAGAAAGCAGAAGACCUUGCAAAAGUAGUUGACAAUUCACUAGGUGAGAAGAUUUUCAGAACGGACUACAGUUGUUACAAAUAGGAUGUAAAAAACACUACUUAUCAGAGUUAAG
Molecule: messenger RNA, 3022 nt
Organism: Zophobas morio
Lineage: Eukaryota; Metazoa; Arthropoda; Insecta; Coleoptera; Tenebrionidae
Exons: 2
Coding region: 865-1326 (153 amino acids)
Source: RefSeq, a predicted model, not a curated record